Sphaerulina musiva SO2202 is the source of this 1350-nucleotide messenger RNA. RefSeq lists its product as uncharacterized. NCBI's taxonomy places the organism in Eukaryota, Fungi, Ascomycota, Dothideomycetes, Mycosphaerellales, Mycosphaerellaceae. The transcript has a single exon. The coding region runs from base 1 to 1350 and encodes 449 amino acids. The record is from RefSeq and is a predicted model, not a curated record.
AUGCUUCUCGUACUGCACCUGUUAUUACUGCUCCAUCACGUGCUGCUGCGAUCUGUCCUCGACCGCGUGGUGAAAUUGUUCCACCGCAUGGCACCCACCAAAGAAGCUCUUGGACAACGAGAGAUUGCGCGAGAAGCCGAGAUCAGGCGAAAUCUUCCAGAAGAACGGCAGCAAGCGUCGUGCAUCUGGCUUCGUGGAAAAAUAACGGAAGCAUGGCAAUCAAACCACGAGCAAGGACCCGGUGUGGCUGCAUGCCAUCCUCGUGGCCCUAGUCACCUCGAAAGUGUUGGGACACAGGCCCAUGAUUGCAUCUAUCCAUUAGAUGAAAGUGGCGAAGCAGCCUCGUCGACUGUCGGCGACCAGCAGGUAGAAGAACCAUGUGUGUCCAUAUCUCCGAAACAUGUCUCGGAAGGCAGCAGUCCUGUCAGACUCAAUCGAUUCGAGCGACCCUCACGCAAUGCGGAGGAAGAUAUGCAUCUUCUCAGUCUUAGACGCCACCUUCAGUGCCAGAAGACUGGUGAACUCAAGUUCCGGACAGAUUUCGACGCCUGUUUUAGGGACUUCCCUCUGGAGAACCUUUAUGUACCACACUGGACUUGUCGCACGCCAGUCAGUGCUCAGGCUUCCAUCAGGAACUUUCGCGAACCCAGCGCGACGCGGAGUGAUAACGAGAAGCCGUUAGGAGGGUCAUGCCGACACGAUGAUGACAUCGUCGGAUGCAGCGUCUACGAGUAUGCGAGACUUCAUGGCUUGAUGGACGACGUGAUACUGCCGCGCAACAGCGAUGGUACCUAUAUGGCUGAGCUCGAUGCUGCACCGCCUAUUGAGCACCACUCGUCAGUGGACUCAACACUUACGCCGAGGAGUUCCGAGAUAUCGUCAGCGUUAGUGGCUACAACAUCUAUUGUCUCUGUGCCAGAAUCGAAUCGAUUGGCAAAGAGGUUUACUACGUUGCGCCCCAUCUGGUGGGCGAGGAAAGCAUCGCUUCUCAUCAAGCAUAAAAGAGACAGUGGGAAGCAUCAGCGCCUACCUAUGUCAGACAGCCUUCCAACUGCGAUCAAGCAGAACGAUGCUCCUGUGGGAUCUUGGACGAUUGAGGCUACCGAAGGUGGUCUGUUAUACUACCAUAGCGCUUUGACGAAACGCAACGAGCGACCUGUGCCAAGUCUGACGAAUUCUGCCACUAGUACCAUUGAGAUGGCAGAAGACAAGAGCUUUCCACUUGUGUGCGUGGUAGACAACGACGAAUACCAUGGCGGCAACAGCGAGAAUGGUUCCGAUCACGGCGCAAGGGUUGAAGAAGUCAUAGUCGGAGGCUGUUAUAUCUCCGUUGCGUGUGAGGAACAGUAG